UAGGCCACUUUUAUGGUUUACAGUGCUGGUUUAAUUGGUUGUUCAUGACUGAGCCGUGACAUCUCUGUAGCUUUUAUCCCUGGCGUAACUGUAUAUGUCCGAACACCAUGCAUAUACUAGUGUUCGGUUACGGUAGCAAGCCAACAGCAGUAACCGUAUAUAACCGGAGUGCUAUUCUGGAAACUUUCGAAUACCGCCAUAUUGUGAAAAUCUGUUACGGUGGCAUCUUAAAGCCAACCAGAUAGGCCGUAGCAGCCCUGGGGGCCAAUCAGAGUUGACAAGAUGGCGAAUUUGACAACAUGGCGGAUUUCGGCAGUGUACAGAAUGGCUCCCCAAUUUUCGUUACUCUCGUGCGCUUGAGCUGAAAUGGAUUAUUAUGUUGAAGUCUUUAUAAUCCCCACAGUAUCUCUAGAAUGAAAUGUCAACAUCGUUUUUCUUUCCCUAUUCCUGGCACCUCUUCAGCGGCGGUCCCCCGUCGGUGGUCGGAUCAGCAGCGGCAGCAGCAGCCGCCGAGCCCGAAGCCAUGCCGCGGCUGGGACACUACAGCGAGAAGUACGAGCUGAACGGCAGUGGCUCCGAGCAGCCGGCCGCCUCGUACGGUUCCUUCCGCAGGGACGAGCAGGGGGCGCUGCUCAGCCACGACCACCUGUUGAACGCCGCCGACGACGAACUGGAGUCGCAGACCAGCGACCAUGGUCUCGUGAUGGGGCCCGUGCAGAACCAGGCGCCCCUGUUCUUCCGAGACGGAAAGCGAAGGAUCGACUACGUGCUGGUGUACGAGGACAGCGAAGGAGCACGACUGGGCAAACACGAUGAGUGGCGGUCUACCUUCAUGGCCAACUUGCGCCAGGCCGGACUCGACAUGGAGGAGGAGCUGGUGGAGGGCGAGAACAAGUCGACGCACUUCAUCAAGCUCUCGGUACCGUGGCCCGUGCUGCUCCGCUACGCCGAGGAGCUCUGCCUGCGCGCCCCGCUUCAGGCUCACCCAAAUCCAAGUGUCAACUGGUCGGCGGGAGUGCUGGCGGCGCUACGCAUUCCCAACAUAAUGGAGGCAGACGUACCCAACAAGCCACUCGACUAUUACACCUGUACCUUCAAGUGCUCCAAGCUGGACAGGUUUCUGGGCAGCGACAACCAGGACGAGUAUUUCACGGUGACGCAGCGGGUGUGCGUCGCCUACGAGAUCCUGCAGACGGCGCGUUACGGUGCGCGUCGCAAGGCGCAGAUCGGCAUCGACCGACUCAUCGAGGAAGGAGUCUACGCAGCCGCAUUCCCUUUGCACGAGGGGGACUACCGGAAGCCUCCAGGCAACACGCCGCCGUCUACGUGGAACCGGCGUCAGGUGCUGUACGAGUACUGGGCGCGCUGGUCGUGUUGGUACAAGUACCAGCCGCUGGACCACAUCCGCGAGUACUUUGGCGAAAAGAUAGGCAUCUACUUUGCCUGGCUCGGGUUCUACACUGGCUGGCUGCUGCCUGCCGCCGCCGUAGGUUUCCUCGUGUUUCUCUACGGAAUCUUCACCAUCAGCAACGAUGGUCCCACGAACGAGGUAUGCAGCAGCGACAAAAAGUACCGCAUGUGCCCGCGCUGUGACGAAAAGUACGGCUGCGACUACUGGUACAUAAGCGACAACUGCAUCUUCACCAAGAUCACCUACCUGUUCGAUCACCCAGGAACUGUCUUCUACGCCAUCUUCGUCUCUUUCUGGGCCGUGACGUUCCUUGAGUACUGGAAACGGAAGUCCGCAAGCCUGGCUCACCAUUGGGACUGCAUGGACUUCGAGGAGGAAGAGGAGCGUCCUCGGCCCGAAUUCGCAGCCAGAGCGUCGCACGUCGAGCGCAAUCCCAUCACGGGGGCCAAGGAACCGGCCUUCCCCGCCCGUGUGCGCAAGCAGAGGGUCGCCGCUGGCGUCGCCAUCUUGCUCCUCAUGAUAGCGCUGGUGCUGGUGUUCAUGGUGUCUGUGAUCGUGUACCGAGUGCUGGUGUCGAUCCCCCUGUUCCGGAGUCAGUCGUUCAAGGGGCUCGCAUCGGUCAUCGCCAGCAGCUCAGGCGCGUUCGUCAACCUCAUCUUCAUCAUGAUCCUCGGAAAGGUCUACGAACGACUCGCAUAUCGGCUCACGCAGUGGGAAAUGCACCGCACUCAGACAGACUUCGACAACAACCUCACACUCAAAGUUUUCCUGUUCCAGUUUGUGAACUUCUAUUCGUCCAUUUUUUACAUCGCAUUCUUCAAGGGCCGGUUCGUUGGAUACCCGGGAAAAUAUGGACACCUUCUUGGCCUACGGAAUGAGGAGGCAAGUAUCGUAAAAACAUGCAGCGGAAGCGACUGCCUGUCAGAGCUCGCCCAGCAGCUGGCGGUCAUUAUGGUGGGCAAGCAGAUGAUUAACAACGCACAGGAGAUCCUUGUACCGAAGAUUAAGGCGUGGUGGCAUCGACAUAGGACCAAGAUGGUGUACCGUGAGUCGCUAACGCGCUGGGAACAGGACUACCAACUGAUCCAAAACGAGGGACUCUUCCAGGAAUAUCUGGAGAUGGUGCUGCAGUUCGGCUUCAUCACCAUCUUCGUGGCAGCAUUCCCGCUGGCGCCGCUGUUCGCGCUGCUCAACAACUGGGUUGAGAUCCGGCUCGACGCACAGAAGUUUGUCUGCGAGACACGCCGGUGCGUGCCUGAGCGUGCCCAGAACAUCGGCAUAUGGUUCUCCAUCCUCGAGUUCCUAGCCAAGGCAGCCGUCAUCAGCAAUGCAUUCCUGAUCGCGUUCACCUCGGACUUCCUAACGAGGACAAUGUACCGGUACGAAUUCGACUGGGACCUCAAGGGCUACGUGAACUUCACGCUAGCGCAUGCGCCAAAGGGUUCGUUAUCUCUACCAUGCAGGUACCGUGAUCUGAGGGACGAGAACGGGAAUUGGACUUUCUUUCACUGGAAGCUGCUGGCUGUACGACUAGCUUUCGUCAUUAUAUUUGAGCACGUGGUCUUCUGUGUAUGCCGACUUAUUGACCUGGUGGUGCCGGACAUCCCAAGUCAAUUGGAGCUGAAGAUCAAGCGUGAGCGAUACCUGGCGAAGCAGGCACUCGCCGACUCGGAGACCAUCAUGAAGGUGGCGCAGAGAAAGGACGACGACGAUGACGAAGAAACAGAGGCGCCAGCUGUCUGAAGAACCAGAAUCGUGUUUCGGGUUCAUCUGGCUUAGACUACAGCGCGAGCCCGGAGCAGGACGCAUGUGCACUUUGUCUCCUGCGGGCUAUUUUCUCAACGGUUGUACUUCCGAGGCAUUGCGCUACUAGGCUGCCGAGAAGUGCUGCCAGAAAAAGCGCCGUGAGCUACCAAGGCAACCGAUAAACUCAUCGAGCCUACAAGGCAGUGGUACCUUUUACGAUCGUGCGGGUACUUUGUGAGAGUUCUGUUUUAAGUCCAGCGCAUCAGGUGCUUCGAAUCAUCAUACGAGCGCCUGGAAGAUAUUGAAAUCUGAGCGAGGCACAGUUGCACACCGCUGUAGUUAACCCGAUGAAAUUUCAUCGGCAAGUAGGGCCGCUUUCGUACCACUUGCGUCAGAGUGAAUAGGUGUCGGUGAAGGUAGACUAACCUCCCACAAUUGGUCCGAAGCAAAGUUGAAUCUUUUACCCUUUUGUAACGCUGGGUCUGCAUCGACUGCGGCAAUAUACAGGCAGAAAUUAUCCCCCUGGCUAAUUCACGUGAUAAUUUACGCUGAAAAUCUGCACAGCGAUGGCCUUCGCAGUGAUAAUGUUUCAUAUCAAGUUCAGGUGCUUUGCUCGGCUCCUUAGAAUGAUCGGGAUCAGAAAAGUAACAGACAAGGUUACUAACCGUAAAAAUAUCCGGUUUGCUCCUUUACACCAGAAAUUGUAAAAUGCGAUAUUAAAAGAAAAAAAAAGAACAGGGCAGCGUGCAUUGCAUCCUGUGGUGGCUGGAACACUGAAAAUACAUGUUUUUCUCAGUAGAAAUUACUGCUUAGGCUUAAUUCACUUACGCUAAAUGUAAGUAGGUGGACAAUCGGGACUUCGAAGUGAAGCUGCGUCUCAGAAUCAGUCACUCGGCACAUAAGCCUAUUGGUUGGCGUCACGGCACUCUUGAGCGCGGCUUUGCUAUAUUUGACAGUCGUAAGGAGCUGAAUUUGCAAGUCCGAACUGGUUUCAGCCAUUCCAGCACUUCUGAGUAUGACCAAGAAAUCAUGUUCAUCACUCCUCGCGAACGUUUGUCCAUUAUGACGAAGGGCUUCGCGGCCAGGGCUAUUCCUUGACCCACACCCAGCUGGCUGUUGAUAUGUGUGGUACUUUUGGCUGCCUGUUGGCCGUAGCUUGUUGUGUGCAGACCAUGUAUCAUACCACGAGCCGCAGCGUUCGGAACGUGUUACAUAAAGGGCGCUCACUCACACACAUACUCACUCGAAGAUUUCUUGCACAUUCCCUUGGGUGCUGCUUCCUUCCAUAUGUCAGGUGAUGGUCAGGGAUAUCCAGUAAUUGCGUCACAAGACCGUUCCCGCGCUCGGCUGCCAUUUGAUCGACUUGAAAACGUCUCGCUCGGUCUUUUCCUGAUGCUUCUGUGCAUUACAAAAUUGACAAACGUUUUUCGCUACACGAAGGCUGCAUACACGCAUGUACUUACGCACGUGGACAUGUGUACACGCAUACGUACACAUGUCUGCACGCAUGCAUACGUAUGCAUGCACAGCUGCAUCAUUUCAAACGUUUUUAUAUUCUUUCAUUUUCUUUCAUGUUCGGACUUGCAUCAAAAUUGUCCAGAUUUUAGAAAUUUUAGCUGCCUGAGUACAAUAACCACCGCAAAAUUCUACCAGAGACUCUAUCAGGGACAACUCGGUGUAGAUGCGCACCAAGUAACACAUGUGUAUAAAUUUUAUGCUCUAGUGGAUUUUUAUCGUAAUUAUUUUUACUGCCACGAGGUCUGCGUUUCGCUUUGUGAGCGACCGAGCUUACUUUGACCUUGUCGCUCCUAAGACUCGUUUUAUUGUUAUUUAUGACUAUCGGAAAUGUCACGCUGAUGCGAUGGUGCUCAGUGAUAUCAUCGAAGGUACGCUAUUAGCUUGAUCAGUGGUUGGAACAAAUUCUCUGCAGAGUCCUUGAAAAUGAACGGUUAUAUAUUGUUAUUAGCGAAGUUUUACUCGUCGCCUCCUUGCAUGGUCUCGGUUCUUCUUUUGUAAUCCUUAUUGCAACUGACCACUCGAAUCAUGGUUGCCCAACAAAAACGAAGUGCCAACAUUCGUCGCCUUGGGUUCUUGCGCAGUUACAUGCUGUUCCAUAAUUCACGCUGUUCACUGGCACAAUGGUGCUUAUUAUGGAGAGAUGCUUCGCUGCUAUGUGAUUUGAAUAUUUUUCGCUUCAUAUUUGUUACUCGUGUUACUUCUUAUACGUGCACUAUGUAAAGACCAAGCUCCCAGGCGAAAGUAAUGCUUCUGCGUACAUUAUAGCCUCUUCUUUAGCACACGCAAGGCUCCCCACCUAUCCCGACAGAAGAACUUUACGUGCCACAAAUCUGCUCUUUUACACUUGUCCUUCCCAAUGGCCAUUUCGAGACACUCCUCCAAGCUACCACCGCCUCAGCGUUUGUUGCAUGACACCACUGCUUGACUAGCCGAGGAAAACCCACUUCCAGGCUAUUUGCCCCAUGUGAUGACAUUGCUGUCCACCGACCAUGUGUCAUCCAGCUGAACCAUGUUGACUAGCUGUACAGUUUAGUAUGAUGUUUCGUGGAGACUUUUCCUGCAUCAGUAAUCUGACCGAGAUGAAUCCACGGGAGUAAUCUUAAAUCAUGGCAGUAAAUGUUGAGCGAAUGUGCUCCCGGUGACCAAAUACCAGAUAAUCAUCGCCUUGUGUAUGCUAGCGCUUUUUACUUAACUCUGGCCUGGAUUUAAGAGUGCCAGCAAUGCCUGAUAUUUACGGUUGCGCCGAGCACAAGGCCUCCGUCGCCCAUGUUAACUGUUAGCCGCAUUCCCCGAACACCGCCCGUGAAGAUGAACCCUUUUUGAGAUACUCACUGUUGGUCUGUACCGCUACGCGCAAGCGUUUCGAUACACUUGUGCCCUACUGCCCAUGGAGUUCCCGUCAUGAGCGUCGUGCAGUGUGGGCCACGCACGUAUACCUUCGAUUCUCAUCUCUACAGUACAAGAGACGUGCUUGUUUUACGGUCGGAGGUGAUGUUCGACCACAAGGUUGUUUCCCCAAUAGCUGUUAUUUGUCCCUUCUCUAUAUUGUGUCUAUAUUUAUGCGGCUCACCCAUUUAUCACUCAAGUUAUUGUUGCACAAUUUUUUAAUGGUCUGUUGUCAAUACCGAUGUGGUUUUGCUGUACAUACAUUUUGUAAUAAACCCGCUCCUUGUUGUGUCA
Molecule: messenger RNA, 6355 nt
Organism: Rhipicephalus sanguineus (brown dog tick)
Lineage: Eukaryota; Metazoa; Arthropoda; Arachnida; Ixodida; Ixodidae
Product: anoctamin-7
Exons: 21
Coding region: 419-3154 (911 amino acids)
Biological process (GO): chloride transmembrane transport
Cellular component (GO): plasma membrane
Molecular function (GO): protein dimerization activity; chloride channel activity
Source: RefSeq, a predicted model, not a curated record